Varanus komodoensis (Komodo dragon) is the source of this 4501-nucleotide messenger RNA. RefSeq names its product fucose kinase (gene FCSK). Gene Ontology annotation, biological process: GDP-L-fucose salvage. Lineage: Eukaryota; Metazoa; Chordata; Lepidosauria; Squamata; Varanidae. Gene Ontology annotation, molecular function: fucokinase activity; ATP binding. The record is from RefSeq and is a predicted model, not a curated record. The transcript is spliced from 22 exons. Bases 1 to 3450 code for a protein of 1149 amino acids.
AUGGCGGGGACCGCGGCGGCGUGGACCGUCCUCGUCCUGACCUGCCGGCCCCGAGACCGCGCCUUCGCCUUCCAGAAGGAGCUCGAGAUCCGCCGGGAGCGAGGGUCCCUGGCUGGGCAGCCCAUCCUCCUCACUGUGGAAGACCCCAAGGCCGAGGUGGGCAGCGGAGGGGCCACCCUCAACGCUCUCCUGGUGGCUGCUGAACACCUCAGUGCUCAAGCAGGCUGUACAGUGAUCACCUCGGAUGUCUUACAAAAGGCUCGGAUUCUUAUCCUGCACAUGGGUCGAGACUUCCUGUUCGACGACUGCAGCCGAGCAUUUACCUGCCUCCCGGUGGAGGAUCCCACAGCCCCAGCUGAGGCUCUCACCUGCAAUCUGGACAACCUCCUGGCAACCUUGACGAAGCAGGUCUGCCGGGAUUCCCCACCUGGGGUGUGGGUUUGCAGCACCGAUAUGCUUCUCACAGUUCCUACCAUGACAGCAAUUGAUUGGCAAGGAUUCCAGGGAGCAAGAGUCAUCGCUGUGCCCGCCAGUGUCUCCUAUGCCCGGAACCACGGCGUCUACCUCACUGAUGCCCAGGGGUUCGUGCAGGACAUUCUGUACCAACGCCCGGAAGAGGAAAUCCGGCUGUGCCAGGGGCCGGACAGGAAGGUUCCCUUGGUGUGUGGGAUUGUCUUCUUCUCCUCCGAGACAGCCGAGUUGCUCCUGGCCACUCACGUCACCCCCCCACUCGACGCCUGCACCUACCUGGGGCUGGACUCGGGUGCCCCUCCCAUCCAGCUGUCCCUCUUCUUUGAUGUCCUGCUGUGCAUGGCUCGCGGGGUGAGCGAGGAGGCCUUUGUGAAGGGACGGAGCCUGAAGACAGGCGCUGGAGACUCCCCGGAGGAAGCAGCGCUCAGGAGUGUGCGGUCCGUGCUGUGGAAGGCGCUGCACACGGUGCCGCUCACCAUGGCAUACAUCCCCCAGGCCUGCUGCAGCUACAUGACCCAGUCCGCCAGCGAUCACCUCCACCACCUGACCGCCUGUACGGGCCCCGCCGGCAGCAGCUCCUUCCGCAAAGUGGCGCAUUCCCACGUGGCUGAGCCUCAGCUUCUGGAAGACGGCUGCUCCAUCACCAACAGCUGCUUGGAGGGAGCGGUGGCCGUGGGGACUAGGAGCGUCGUCCAGCACUGCCACCUGCAGGGUCCCUUGCAGAUCCGCUCUGGCUGCCUCCUCACUGGGCUUGACGUCACCGCCUUGGGCGCUCUCCGGAGCCACCUGCUGGAGGACGUGGUCCUUCAGGGACAUGCGGUCAGGCUGAGGGAUAUCACCUGCAAGGUGUUCACCCUGAGCGGAUGUCGGGACCACUGGCAGAGCCCAGCACAGGAAGACGGCACCUACCUGAACAUGCCGUGGGCAGCACUCUUCCUCCGGACAGGAAUACGGUAUGCGCCUGCGUCCCACGCGGCCUCCGCUCCCCGCCCGAGGGCUCCCCCAGCAUCCCCUUCAAUGCGCUGUCGCAGCUCUGGCUUAAUGGCAUCGCGGCCCAGUGCCACCCGGACUUGCCUGGCCCUCGACCUUGCCGCUGCCUUCCAGCUUCCACGAUUGCCAGUGCGCUUCUCCCCAGUCAGGAGCCAAGAUCUUUGGAGCCCCGACGUGCCCCCAGGCGGCUGCUGCCUGCUCAACGCUCGCCUCCUCCCUGUGCUGCAUGUCUCUGGGCCCGUGCCGCCCGGGGACCUCCUGUGGCUCAUGGGCAGCCCAGAAGCGGGACAGCUGCAGCGCUGGCGCAAGGCCUGGCGCAUGUCCUGGGAGGAGCUGCGGGCUUGCCUGGACCAGGAGGCCGAGCUGGCUGCCCGCCAGGCCCUCUUCUUCCGGCAGGCGCAGCACAAGCUCCGGCGGGUGCUGCUGGGGCGUGGCAACCACAGCCUGCUGCCUCUCCUGCGCUCCGCCGCCCUGGAAGGCUUCCAGGAGCUCACACUGGAGACACUGGACCAGGUUGCAUCCACAGCUCAGGAUCCAGGGGUGGUCGCCCGAACCCUGGCCUGCAUCGCGGACCUCCUGGGCUGUAUGGCCAGAGGGGAAGGGGGCUUACGGAGCGGCCCCGCAGCCAACGCGGCCUGGGCCUCUGCUUUCCGGCACCUCGAGAGAGGGGACAUUUCUGCAGGCACGAAGGACCUGGCCGAGGAGAGGAAGAAGUGGCUGGACAGGCCCAUCCUGCUGGUCCGUGCGGCGCGACACUAUGAGCGGGCAGCGCAGAUCCUCAUCCGCCGGACGGUGAUGGCCUCCUGCCGGUUUGUGAGCCUCCAGCCAGCCGAACCGCCUCCCGUGGGUGCCUGGGUGACCGUGGAGUGCCCAGCUCGGAUCGACCUCUCGGGCGGCUGGAGUGACACCCCACCCAUCUCGUACGAGCACGGUGGAGCAGUUGUGGACCUGGCCGUCCUGGUGGAUGGGCACAGGCCCAUCGGCGCCCGGGCCCGGCGCAUCUCCGAGCCGGAGCUGUGGCUGGUCAGUGCCAGCGGAAGCCUGGAGGGGGAGGUGGUGGUGGAGCACGUGUGCCAGCAUCUGGAGGACUUGAGGGAUUACUGCCAGCCGCAUGCCCCAGCGGCACUGCUGAAAGCGGCUUUCAUUUGCUCUGACGUUGUGAGCCUCUCGUCCAAGAAGGCCUUGCGGGAACAGCUCGGCGAGCGCUUUGGGGGUGGCUUUGAGCUCCACACCUGGUCUCAUCUGCCACAUGGAUCGGGGCUAGGCACCAGUAGCAUCCUGGCUGGUGCUGUGAUGGCAUCGUUGUACCGGGCAUCCGGGCGCUCCGCCAGCACCGAGUCCCUGAUUCACGCCGUGCUACACCUGGAGCAGGUUCUCACUACAGGUGGCGGGUGGCAGGACCAGGUUGGUGGGCUGGUGCCAGGCCUCAAGAUCGGGCGUUCGAAGGCUCAGCUGCCGCUGAAGGUGGAAGUGGAACAGCUGGCCGUUCCUGAGGGCUUCAUCCGCACCCUGAACGAGCACCUGCUCCUGCUGUACACCGGGAAAACCCGCCUGGCUCGCAACCUGCUUCAGGACGUUCUGCGGAACUGGUACGCCAGGCUGCCCAGCCUCGUGCGCAACGCCAGCGCCCUCGUGCGCAACGCAGAGGAGUGUGCCCAGGCCCUUAGGCAAGGCGACCUGGCCCUCUUGGGCGAGUGCAUGAACCGCUACUGGCUGCAGAAGAAGGCGAUGGCGCCCGGCUGCGAGCCGCUGGCUGUCCGACGCAUGAUGAAGGUGCUGCGGCCUCACGUCUACGGGCAGAGCCUGGCAGGCGCCGGAGGGGGCGGCUUCCUCUACCUCUUAGCCAAGGAGCCCCGGCAGGAGGAGGUCUUGCAGAGGAUCCUGGCGGAAACAGAGGGUUUGGGAAACUUCAGCAUCCACACCGUGGAGAUUGACACAGCGGGCUUCCAAAUGCACCUUCCUGGGGAGGACUUGCAGCAAGAGGAGUGAGCAGCCCUGCAGAUUUCCCGGUCCAUUGCCUGCCGGGAAGGCUGGUCCGCUGGCCAAAACCGCCUCUGCUCCGUGCUGUCCUUGCUCUUCAGACACUCCCGCCCUGCCAGACUGCAAGCGCUGAGGCAGGCCUCUGGCAGCAGGCAUGGCCUCCCUCAGAAGGAAUGUCAGGCUGCCUGGCUUCAGCUACCGAGAUGGCCAGAAGCCGAUUCACAUCUUUCUCCAUACCUGCCGAGCCACCUAAGAACCCAGGCAGGAGCGUGUUCAAGCAGGCAGCCAGCACCUUUAGUGCCUCUGAAAGGCCCCCAGGAGGGUACUGGAGCUGUAGCCGCCUCACUGGUCUUUUCAGGGGCCUCACACUGGGGUGCCGUGGCAUUUCUUCUGGAAUGCAGGAGCCAGACAGCUGAUACAAAGACCACAAGCAUUAUAACUCCUGAAUGGUGCUGUUUCCUGCAGUGCCUAGAAGUCGGGUGCAACUGAACACCACUGGACGUCAUUAGAAGAGCCUGAGGUGCAGGCCGCUUUUGCUGGGCUGUGACCAAUAUUUUGAACAUUUUUGAUUAAGCCAAGUCAGGUAGGAAAGAAAAUCCUUUCCUGUUUGUGCCAGAAGUGAUUUUUCUUGCCAAAAUGGAAAUUUGGGCCAUGCUUCAUCUUGGUGGAAAUUCUGCUUUGCUGCUUGUUAUCGUGCCUGGGCGCAGGGCAGGCCCCUCACCUUCAGCCAGACUGAACAAGCUGUUCUGGAAGGAGCAGCACUCCUGACUCAGGCAGAGCACUGGAACCACUAGUGGCGUUUUGGGCCUGGGCCAUUUGGUGGUCCAAAGAGAGACAGCUUGGUCCCCUGCAGAUCUUUUGGACUAAAACUCCACAACUCACCAUGCUAGCUGGGGCUAAUGGGGGUUCUAAUCUAGAAGUGCUUCCAGGUGAGGCACAAUUAUGCAUCUAAUUCACAAUUUUAUGUGGUGCGGGGAGACAUAAACAUCUACACUUCUGUACCUUUUCCACCCCUUUGCCAGUUUUAAAAAAUCAGAUAUUAAAUCAGAAUCACUACACA